Molecule: messenger RNA, 1158 nt
Organism: Stylonychia lemnae
Lineage: Eukaryota; Ciliophora; Spirotrichea; Sporadotrichida; Oxytrichidae
Source: the annotation of a GenBank genome assembly
AUGAUUGUGGACAAGUCCUAAUUGUUUGGUUUCUACAGGGAUAUCACCUCACUUGAUCAAGGCGAACAUACCAUUCUUGAGUAUGUCUGGAUUGAUGGUACUGGAAUAAGCAUGAGAUCUAAGGCUAGAGUCCUAAAGAAGAUCGUGACAUGUCUUGAGGAUAUCCCCGAAUGGAAUUACGACGGAUCAUCUUGCCAGCAAGCAAAGACCUUAGCAUCAGAGAUUAUCCUAAAGCCUGUUGCAAUGUAUAGAGAUCCCUUUAGAUUGGCUAACAAUUUACUGGUGCUGUGUGAGACCUACAUUUGGAAGGAUGGCAGAUAUGAGGAAUUAGCCCCAGCUAAUACAAAUUUCAGACACUUCGCUAGACCUAUUUUCGAAUCUGGAAAGAUUGAAAAACCAUGGUUUGGAAUCGAGCAAGAAUAUUCUCUUUUGGAGAACGAUACUAAAUUUGUAAAGCAACCUCUAGGGUGGCCCAGAGGAGGAUUUCCUCAAUCUCAAGGCCCAUACUACUGUUCUGUGGGUGCGACUUAUUGCUUUGGACGAGCAAUCAGUGACGCAAUGAUUAAAGCAUCUAUUUAUUCAGGGCUCAACAUCUCUGGAACUAACAGUGAGGUCAAACCAAGUUAAUGGGAAUACUAAAUCGGACCUUGCGAAGGGAUAGAUAUUGCUGAUCAAAUUUGGAUGUCCAGAUACAUUAUUCAUCGUAUAGCUGAAGAUUUUAAUGUGUCAGUAAGUUUCGAACCCAAACUUUUCAAAGAUUGGAAUGGCGCCGGUUGCCAUACAAAUUAUUCAACAGAGAAAAUGAGAAUGGGAGAAGGAGGUCUGGAGUACGUCUACGACAUUAUCAAUAAGCUUGCUACAAGGCACAUCUAACACAUCGAAUUUUAUGGAGAUAAUUCAAAGAGACUGACUGGGCAUCAUGAGACUUCAAGUAAAGAUACAUUUACAUUUGGAAUUGGAGACAGAUCUGCCUCUGUCAGGAUCCCAACAACUACAGCCUAAAAGAAGCUAGGAUAUAUCGAAGACAGACGUCCAGCCUCAGAUAUGGAUCCAUACAUGGUAUGCGCAAUGAUUGUUGACACAACUUUGCUCGAGAAAUCUAAUGUAGAGUCCCUAAUCCAACACUAUAGAAAGUGGAGACAAGAAGUUUGGGAGUGA